AUGGGCCUGCGGCUGAUAAUGCGCAAACUGAGGAAGCAACAGCUGGUUCUAAGCGACUAUUUUACAGUGGUGGCUAUUUUAUGCUUGGUGGCACGAUCAGUAUUUGCUAUCGUUGUGGGCCUAUGGGGCAAUAACAACAAUAUGAAACCCGGUCAUCCUUUCACGACGACAGAAAUUUAUCAGCGCGUAGUGGGGAGCAAGCUAACCCUUGCGGAUAGAAUGGUAUAUAACACGUAUUUAUGGAUCCAGAAGUCGAUUGUCCUGCUUUUGUACAACCAGAUAUUUUCCUGUCUGCCUUUCGCAGCUCUCGUUAUCAAGACCUACUGGGUUACCCUUCUAGCUACCUACCUCACGGUGCAGGGAGCUAGCUUUGUCGACUGUCGUCCUAUCCGGCUCUACUGGCAAGUUGUGCCGGACCCUGGACAUUGUACAAGUGCUACUAUCCAACUAUCCACAUUUGUAGCCCUCAACAUGGCCACAGACCUAAUGCUUUUGAUUUUUCCGAUGCCUGCAAUCUUCUCCCUUAAGACCUAUUCCUUGAGACGUCGACUUCAGUUAUUCGCUCUCUUCUCCCUUGGAAUUCUCCUGCUUGUUGUUGCUAUCUUACGUCUCCCCGUAUACAGCAAUGGCACCUCACAAGUUCGUCGGUAUACCUGGGGUUCUGUCGAGCAAUUCGGCGCAGCCCUCUCGCUCACAGCGCAUGAUGUCGCUGCCACAUAG
Molecule: messenger RNA, 720 nt
Organism: Penicillium arizonense
Lineage: Eukaryota; Fungi; Ascomycota; Eurotiomycetes; Eurotiales; Aspergillaceae
Exons: 5
Coding region: 1-720 (239 amino acids)
Source: RefSeq, a predicted model, not a curated record